GUCACACACUUCGCGUCGAAGCACGUACCUUUCGUAACGAUAUUGCAGAUUCACAAUUGUUUUGGUGCCAAUUACACUUUUUCAAGCUGCAAAAGCUGCAUUCAGAUGUUCCUCCUUCUUCACCAUCAUUGAAAAUGAACGAGAUGAUGAACCCGACACUGCCGAGCCCGUCGCCGACGUCCACGGACGCCUGCCUCAGCAUAGUGCACAGUCUCAUGUGCCACCGUCAAGGCGGCGAGUCCGAGGAGUUCGCCAGGAAGGCCAUUGAGAGCCUCGUCAAAAAGCUGAAGGAGAAGCGCGAUGAGCUGGACUCGCUGAUCACGGCCAUCACCACCAAUGGGGCGCACCCGAGCAAGUGUGUCACCAUCCCGCGCACGCUCGAUGGCCGGCUGCAGGUCGCUGGAAGGAAAGGGUUUCCACACGUGGUGUACGCCAAGAUCUGGCGCUGGCCCGACCUACACAAGAACGAGCUGAAGAAUGCCAAGUUCUGUCAGCUGGCCUUCGACCUGAAGGCGGACGCCGUCUGCGUCAACCCGUAUCACUACGAGCGGGUUGUCUCCACUGGAAUAGACCUGUCGAGCCUCUCCAUCCACCCGUCGAACCCGUCGUCGGUGAAGAACGAGUACACGGCGGGCCUGGACCACCCGGAUGCGGCGGACGCGGCGCCGCAGUCGGCCGGCGGCGUGUCACCGGCGGCCGCCGUGGCUGCUCAGCACCGAGCGCCACUGCACGGCCUUCCAUAUGGCGUGCCCUCCCACGGUGGCUCGUUGCCAUCGCCGGGCGCCAGCUCCUCGCAGGCUUCAGGUGGCGCCACGGCCGCCGCCGCCGCCGCCGGUUCCGACCCCAGCGCCGGGUUCUCGGAGUCGCGUCACACCGGCCCGGGCGGCGCCCUGCCACCCCAGCUGCCGGCCAAUGGGUUCGGACUAGGCACGGACCGCGGCUCCGGCUCCGGCUCGGGCUCCGGUACCGGCUCGACGCUGACCUACCGGCGCGACAUGGCGCCGGACCGGCCGGCCGCCUACACCUUUUCGGGGACGAACGCGCACGUGCAGCAUCAGGACACGCAGGUGCUGCUGUCCAGCGUGCCGGCCCCCGAGUUCUGGUGCAACAUCACCUACUUCGAGCUGGACACGCAGGUGGGCGAGGCGUUCAAGGUGCCGUCCAGCAUGUCCUCGGUGACGGUGGACGGGUACGUGGACCCGUCGGGCGACAGCCGCUUCUGCCUGGGGGCACUCAGCAACGUGCACCGCACCGAGCAGAGCGAGCGUGCUAGACUCCACAUCGGUAAGGGAGUGCAGCUGGAUGUGCAGGGCGAGGGCGACGUGUGGCUGCGCUGCCUCAGCGACCACGCCGUGUUCGUGCAGAGCUACUACCUGGACCGAGAGGCGGGCCGCGCGCCCGGCGACGCCGUCCACAAGAUCUACCCGGCCGCCUACAUCAAGGUGUUUGACCUGCACCAGUGUCACCGGCAGAUGCAGCAGCAGGCGUCGCAGGCGACGGCGGCGGCGGCGGCGCAGGCGGCGGCCGUGGCCGGGCACAUCCCGGGCGUGGCCAGCGUCGGCGGCAUCGCGCCGGCCGUCACCAUGGCCCCGGUGGCGGGGCUCGGGGUCGACGACCUGCGCCGGCUCUGCAUCCUGCGGCUGAGCUUCGUCAAGGGCUGGGGGCCCGACUACCGCCGCCAGAGCAUUAAGGAGACGCCCUGCUGGGUGGAGGUGAACCUGCAUCGCGCGCUGCAGCUGCUCGACGGCGUGCUGCAGACCUCGCGCGUCGUCGCCGCCCGCUCCUGAGCGGGGCGUGCGAACGGGCGGCGGGCUGGAUACAGUGUUCAGUGGGAGGGCGGCGGCGCUCCCUGCCGAGACAGGUCGGCAGAGACCCGGCCGGUGCGGGGCGCUGGCCGCUCUUCGGACGCGAGCGCGCGCGGACGUCGACGGCGUCGGAGGUGGGCAGAGGUCUGUCGGGUGAGCCGGGGCCGGCGGCGGGCGCGACCGAGUGCCUUCGCCUUGUGGUGUGGGACGGACGUGGCGGGUGCGCGCGUGAUGAUAAGAAUACUCAGCGCCUGGCCGCCGGCGGAGCCGGUGCUCUGGCUUAGGGAAGGCUGUGAUCUCAUGCGAGCGCGGCGGCGGUCCUGCCGGC
Molecule: messenger RNA, 2133 nt
Organism: Pollicipes pollicipes
Lineage: Eukaryota; Metazoa; Arthropoda; Thecostraca; Pollicipedomorpha; Pollicipedidae
Product: mothers against decapentaplegic homolog 4
Exons: 12
Coding region: 135-1787 (550 amino acids)
Biological process (GO): anatomical structure morphogenesis; cell differentiation; SMAD protein signal transduction
Cellular component (GO): heteromeric SMAD protein complex
Molecular function (GO): RNA polymerase II cis-regulatory region sequence-specific DNA binding; DNA-binding transcription factor activity, RNA polymerase II-specific; I-SMAD binding
Source: RefSeq, a predicted model, not a curated record